UAAUUAACAGCAUAUUUUCUCUAUUUAAUAACUAAACAAACGAAAAGAAAAGAACAAAACGAAGGGGUGGACCACAUGCGUGUCAAGAAAGGCCGGUCGUUACCGUUAAUCCGUGUCGCGCUCUAAUUGGGCCACGUUAACGGCGUACCCGGAACACGUGUACACAUCCUCAAAAGAAAAAAAGAAGAAUGGACGGCAGAGAUUGUAUCUAGGUACCAGGAAAUGGAACGUCACACCAAACGGUACGUGUCGGAUGCUGCCCGUCGAUGGGGGUGACGGUCAGCAACUCAUUAAGCUUUCAUUCACGCCCCCUGCCCGUAAAUUACGUGUUACCCUUCCAUGCGGAGAAAAAAAAAAAACUUUUCUUUUCUCCUUUCCUUUUUAAAUCAAACCUUUCCUUUUUAGAAUCCUCAUUGCAUUUCUUAACGCUCAAUAUCUCUCUCUCUAUUUCUCUCUUCGUCUCAGUGAUUGUAUCUGAGAAUUGUUUUGUUUAUUUUGAUCUGUAAUUGAAGUUGUUGCUGAGAUCAAAUGGCUGGGAUUUGCUGUGGUGUUGUUGGGGAGAGUGAACCAACGGUUACGGUUGAUUCCUCUACUCGAGCUUCUCUGAGACGGAGGUUAGAUCUACUCCCUUCGAUCAAAAUCGUCGCUCCUCCACUCGAGAGCUCCCGUAAGCGGCAGAAGUGUGAGACACCGUCGGGAAAUCAAGAUCUGGAAUCGAAUGUACGUAGUGAGAGGAACGUGGAGAAGAAGGCGCGAUCAUCACCACCGGUUAAGAAUUCAAAUUUGAUUCCGAGCUCCGCGACGGAAGCAGAGAGCUGUUUCGUCUCCGAUGCGCCUAAGAUCGGAACGACGUCGGUUUGCGGGAGGAGAAGAGACAUGGAAGACGCCGUCUCGGUUCACCACUCGCUGAUCCACAAAAACUCCGAGAAUCUCCACUUCUACGGCGUUUUCGACGGCCACGGCUGCUCUCACGUCGCGGAGAAGUGCAGGGAGCGGUUGCAUGAGAUAGUGAAGCGGGACGUCGAGGCUAUGGCCGCCGGAGGAGAGGACGAGUGGAAGGAGACGAUGGCGAAGAGCUUCCAGAAGAUGGAUAGAGAAGUUAGCCAGCGAGACUCUAACGGUGCGGCGAGUCGGAGCGUGAAGAGCUCGUGCAGAUGCGAAUUGCAGUCUCCUCAGUGCGACGCCGUCGGAUCCACCGCCGUCGUGUCCGUAGUCACGCCGGAGAAGAUCGUCGUCUCUAACUGCGGAGACUCUCGCGCCGUGCUUUGCCGUAACGGUGUUGCCAUCCCUCUCUCUUCAGAUCAUAAGCCGGAUCGACCCGAUGAAUUGAUUCGGAUCCAACAAGCGGGCGGGCGGGUAAUCUACUGGGACGGAGCUCGGGUUCUAGGAGUUCUCGCCAUGUCGAGAGCUAUUGGUGAUAACUAUUUAAAACCGUAUGUGAUUCCGGAUCCGGAGGUGACCGUGACGGAUCGAACAGACGACGACGAGUGCUUGAUCCUUGCGAGUGAUGGACUCUGGGACGUUGUGACGAACGAGACUGCGUGCGGCGUUGCUCGCAUGUGCCUUCAAGGUGCUGCUGCUGCCGAUGGUGGAGACUCCGAUACGGCGCACAACGCGUGUUCGGACGCUUCGUUGCUUCUGACGAAGCUGGCUCUGGCGAGACAGAGCUCCGAUAACGUUAGUGUCGUGGUGGUUGACUUGAGGAAAAGGAGGAGUAAUAAUCAAGUGUCUUGAUUUAGUGAUUUAAUUAGUAGUAGUAUUAGAUUAGAUAAAUUGUUACAUACCUAAUUGUAAUUUUUGUUGAUUUUUAUUAUUUUUCUAUUUUAGUUUUAUCUUGUUUUAAGUUUUUUUUUAAACAGCUCUUAAUUCAAGCUGAGGAAGGAAAGGAGCUGAUUAAAAAGUUGCGUAUUUCUUUUAUUUUCCAUAUUUUUUUUAGGCAUUAUUAUCAUAUACGUGUAUUUCUCUUUUUCUGAUCAAUUAGAGAUGUAAACAAGUAUUACGUUAA
This is a messenger RNA of Brassica napus (rape), 2005 nucleotides long. Its product is annotated as protein phosphatase 2C 37. Gene Ontology annotation, cellular component: cytosol; nucleus. NCBI's taxonomy places the organism in Eukaryota, Viridiplantae, Streptophyta, Magnoliopsida, Brassicales, Brassicaceae. The record is from RefSeq and is a predicted model, not a curated record. Gene Ontology annotation, molecular function: protein serine/threonine phosphatase activity; cation binding. Gene Ontology annotation, biological process: protein dephosphorylation. The transcript is spliced from 2 exons. The coding region runs from base 529 to 1734 and encodes 401 amino acids.